AUGUAUGUGUGUUACUUGCCAGCUGCCCCAUUCGGGGACCUGCUGUUCGGUCCUAACUCUGUCCCUCUCUUCCGCAGGUCGAAGGUUUCCUUCAAGAUCACGCUGACGUCGGAUCCGCGGCUGCCCUACAAAGUACUCAGUGUUCCUGAAAGUACACCUUUCACAGCAGUCUUGAAGUUUGCAGCAGAAGAAUUCAAAGUUCCUGCAGCAACAAGUGCAAUUAUUACCAAUGAAUUAAAUCUAUCUUCUGUAGAACUUGCAAGCAUUAUUGCAUUGAUGGAUGUUCUUAUCUAA
Molecule: messenger RNA, 294 nt
Organism: Chrysochloris asiatica (Cape golden mole)
Lineage: Eukaryota; Metazoa; Chordata; Mammalia; Afrosoricida; Chrysochloridae
Product: ubiquitin-fold modifier 1-like
Exons: 4
Coding region: 1-294 (97 amino acids)
Biological process (GO): protein K69-linked ufmylation
Cellular component (GO): cytoplasm; nucleus
Source: RefSeq, a predicted model, not a curated record